AUGCAGUCGUUGCACUAUAAUAGUGGUUCAAUUAAAUUAACUCGAGAACGAGCAACAAUGGUUUCUCGUUGGGAAGCAAAUGAAGUUGCAAGAUGGGUUAAAGGUCUUGCUGGUAUUCAAAGUGAUAUAGGUGAUUUAUUUAUUGAACAUAAGAUUGAUGGUAUUGCUUUAAGUCUUUUACUUCGUGAAGAUCUUAUUAAAAUGGGAAUUAUAAAACUUGAUCAACAAUUGAUUUUAAUGCAAUCAGUUGAUCUUCUUCUUACUCUUGCCAAUCGUUUAGGUAGCGAAACUCUUGCUCUACUUUUUAUGCGUAUUCAUUGUGCUGCCACAACAUGCUUUAAUUUAUUAAGAAGACCUGAAACUAAAGAAUCAAUCAAUGAUAAUAGUACUGUGAUAAAUUCCCCGGAAUUCCAUUUAUCAAUUAGUAAUUUAUCGGAAGUAAUUGUUACGGCUUGUCAUUGGCUUGGAAGAUUGCCAUUCAUUGAAAAUAUUAAAUAUAUUGAAUUACGUCGGAAAAUAAUUAAAGUUUUAGUUCAGAUACGUUUAUUAUUACGUAAUUUACGACUUACAGAUGAAAUUAAUAUGCCAAAAACGAAAUUAAUUAUAGAAAUAAAUGAAUUACGAACUACAGCUAUGUCUUUAAUUCAUCAAAAUAAAGAUUCAUUAUUUUCAUCCGAUUGUUAUUUAAUACGUGUUCAUUUACGGCGUCCACUUAAAGAUGAUGUGAAUAUUGAAUAUACUACAAUGCCUGAUUAUACUCAUGUUAUAUCAAGUAUUGAAACAGAAGCUAUGAGUUUUAUGGGCUCAGGUUUUAGUGCCAUUAAUAUUGGAGAUGAAAUUAUAGAAAUUAACAAUCAAGUUGUGGUUGGUUGGGAUCCAAAACAUUUUAAUGAAUUAGUUAGUACAUCAUCACAUUCCAAUGAAAUAUGUUUAUUAGUUAAAAAAAUGCCUCGACAUAAUGAUGAUGAAGUAUAUACAAAACGUUUGGCUGAUGGACCACAGAAUCCUCGUCGUGUACGUGCUCGUGGUGCUCUAGAGCGGCGAAAUCAACAAACAGAAGAAAAUCGAACUAUGCUGUUAGAACAAGAUGGGGAGAUUGAAAUUGAAAGUGAUGAUGAAACGUUAUAUCAAAGUAAACGUUCUUCACAAAUAAAACGUGAUCAACAUUCAUCAUUACCUGAUCUAACUGAAACACUUCCUAAUAAUAUUAAUACAUAUAAUAAUAAUAAUGAAAAUGCUGAUCAUACGGUGCCUUCAUCAGCCGUAUCAUCUAUAUCAACAACUACAUUAGUAUCACCGACGCCUUCAACGAAAUCAGAUUCAAAACAAAAAGAUAAUGAACCAUCACCAAAUGCUACACCAAAAAGUCCAAGAAAAUCGAUUUCAAUGUCUAUACCUUCGAAUAUCUAUUUUCAGGGUCUUGAAUCAUAUAUUGCAACAAUUUUUCGUGCUCGACAAGAUUCGAAAUCCGUCAUUGCUGAUACGAAUAAUCAUUCCAAUAAAGAUCAUCCACAAUUAGUAAAUAUUAAACGUAUUCAUUCCAUAAAAAAACAAUCUUCUACAAUAUCAUUAAAUGAUGAUCAAAUACCUAUAUCUCCAAGUCCAUUACCAUCGUCUUCAGUGACUAAAAGUAGUAGUCAAACAAGUUUACAAACUUCAUCAGCACGUUCAUCAUUUUCUAGUCUAUUUCGACUAUCCGAUACAUCGGAUAAAAAUCGUCGAAAACGAUCGAAUGAUGAUAGUGGAAAGAGUAUGACAUUCCGAAAUGAAAUGAAAAUGGAAAUUGCCUCAAUAUUUAGUAAUAAUUCCAAUACGUCCAGUAAACCACCAUUAAAUCAUAGUGAUAGUCGAAAAAGUUCCGGUUCUAUAGAACGACGUCGUUUAAAACGUACAUCAUCAUCUAAUAAAAUUUCAUGUAAAGAUUUGGGCAAAGGUGAUUGUGAAGGGUUUUUAAAUCGUUAUUUAUCCAAAGGAGGUUUAACUUUUGUACAAUGGAAAGUUUAUUGGUGUGUGUUAAAAGGUGGUACAUUGUAUGUAUAUAAAUCUAAAGAUGAUAGAACUCAAGAAAUUGAAAUAAAACUUGAAGGAAAAAGUGUUUCACCAGCACCGGAAAAAAGAAAAUAUGGUUUUUGUAUAGCCGAUGAAUAUGGUGAAAAUCGUGAAUAUUUUUAUUGUUUAACACGUGAUGAAAUGGCUAAAUGGAUGAAUAAAAUGGGUUUAGCAGCUAUUAAUUUCAAUAUUGAUGAUUCAAAAAUUGCUGGUUUUAAUAAAGGUUUUCUUAAUUCAUAUGAAGGUUCACCAGCAACAACGCCAAUUAUUGGUCCACAUAAACCAACAAAUACUAAACAUCAACGAACGAAUCAAAUAAAUUCAGCGGGUGAUAGUGGAAAUGAUUCGGAUAAAGAAUCAACUAUAUCAUGGCAAAAAUCUGUUUCACAUCAUAGUAGUAUUUCAGAUAUGGAAUCAUCGAAAGAUAAAAAUUUACUUGAUAAUAAUAAUCGACAUGAUAUAUUAACUGUUGUUCGUCAUGAACGAUCAUCAUCAGCAUCAAUACCAUUACCUGAAAGAAAUACUAGUCCAAUAAAAACAACAUCGAAUCAUAUGAGUAGUCAGAUGAGUAAAGGUCAUCAUCGAACAUGUAGUUCCCCGAUACGUUUUCCACCGGCUUAUGAAGAUGAUCAAGAAAGUGCAUACAUUAAUGCAGCAUCAUCAAGACUUACAGAUUCUGAUUCAUCAACUGAACAUCUUCAUCAACGAACAUUUGUUAAUAGUCAAAUUUUAAAUAAUUAUCAAGAUCAAGAACAUUUUCUAACUGCAAACAAUUAUACAUCAUUGAUGCUUAAUUCAUCCGGUGGUUUUUCUACUCCAACUCCUGCUUUAUCUUCCACAUCUAGUAAUAAAACACCAUCAUUCUCUCCAUCAUUAAGCAGAUUAUCGUCUCAACGACAAUCAAAUAAUAGUAUUUUUCUUCUUGGUGAUGACGAAUAUUCUUUACCAUCAUCACGAUCAGCAAGUUAUUCUCAAGAUAGACCGAAUUCUCUAUCAGAAGAUCCAUUAUCACCUGUUUUCGAAAUGAAUCGUUCAUCACCUCCAAUUAAUGUUCCACAACGACAAUCAUCAUCACAAUAUAAUUCACCUGCAGUUGUACAUACAGCUCCUUUACCUAUAACUACUUAUUCACCAAUUCCUUUUGUUAACCAUUCCAUAUCAUCAACAAAUGGUGAUGAUGAUGAAUCAUAUUUUGUACAUCGAUCACCACCAUCGUUAAAUAAAAAAUUUGAACAAUCGAAUAAUACAAUUAAAUUUCUUCCAGUUUCACCAAUGCAACAACAUUCAUCUAAUUUAAAUUUACAACAGCAAUCAACAUCAACAAUAAUGUAUAAAACUUAUCGUUUUCCAACAACACCAUCUGAAGAACAACAAAAAUUAUAA
Adineta steineri is the source of this 3432-nucleotide messenger RNA. NCBI's taxonomy places the organism in Eukaryota, Metazoa, Rotifera, Eurotatoria, Adinetida, Adinetidae. The record is from the annotation of a GenBank genome assembly.